Molecule: messenger RNA, 687 nt
Organism: Emiliania huxleyi CCMP1516
Lineage: Eukaryota; Haptophyta; Isochrysidales; Noelaerhabdaceae
Exons: 4
Coding region: 1-687 (228 amino acids)
Source: RefSeq, a predicted model, not a curated record
AUGCAAGCCCAAGGCACGCAAGUGACGAUCUCGCGCUUGCAGCGCUCCGUCGCGGAUUCCCUCGCCACCGUCCGGUACGGCUUCAAGGAGGAGUAUCUCGAGCCGCGCACCGGCUACUCGCUCGACCUGGCGUUUUGGUUACCCUCGUCACGCAUCGCGAUCGAGGCGUGCGCACCCAACGGCCCAACGAAGCUCAAGCGGCGCCUCCUCGCCGCGGCUUGCUGGAGGAUGAUCAGCGUUCCAUUCCAUGAGUGGGACAGCUUGAACACGGCCGAUGAGCGUCAGGCCUACUUGGAGCGAGCGGUCGGCUCGCUCGCUGCAGCAGCCCCUUGCCAGCCCGGGUCCAGCAGCCCGAUCGCUAGCCGCGGACAAGGGCCGGACUACGAAGCUGACAGCUGCGGCAGCCCCAGCGGCAGCCCCAGCCCCCAGGAAGAGGCUGAGCCUCGAAGCGCAGAGGUGCGGUGCGAGGUGGCGCGGUACGCGCUAGACGAAGGCCGCCUGAGGAUGCUCGUGGAGGAGCAAGGGGCGAGCUUCAGCGCCACAGUGGCCAGCGUGGUCGUCGACAAGCUUUGCGGCUUCAUCGCGGCCGCCAAAGGCAUGGCACGGCGCACUACGCGCUGCAAGCGACUGCAGAGGUCUCGGCUGAGGAGGCACGCGCCAACCUCAAGACUCUCGAGAAAAACUUGA